This is a messenger RNA of Penicillium subrubescens, 1299 nucleotides long. RefSeq lists its product as uncharacterized. Bases 1 to 1299 code for a protein of 432 amino acids. Lineage: Eukaryota; Fungi; Ascomycota; Eurotiomycetes; Eurotiales; Aspergillaceae. The record is from RefSeq and is a predicted model, not a curated record. The transcript is spliced from 6 exons. Gene Ontology annotation, molecular function: monooxygenase activity; FAD binding.
AUGUCUGCGGCGACCGCCCUGCGCCGUGCCGGCCACAAGGUAUCUAUUUACGAACGUACCGAUUCUCUUGAUCAAGCCGGUGCUUCGAUUUCCUGCGCAGCGAACGGUACACGCUGGCUACACGAGUGGGGCGUAGAUGUGGCUAAAGGCGAUGGGGUCAUCCUACAAAAGCUCAUCAGCCGCGACUGGACGACAGGCAAAAUCCUGACUGAGUAUGCACUGGAUGAUUACGAGGAGCGAUGGGGCUAUCUGUACUAUAUGUUUCAACGCCAGUGUAUGCACACGAUGUUGAAAGAUUCGGCAUUGGGGGAGGGCGAAGGGGUGCCUGCGAAACUCUUGAUGAAUCACAAGUGCAAGAAAAUCGAUAUUAAUACCGGGUUGAUUGAGUUUGAGAACGGCAAGAUGGCCAGCCAUGAUCUCAUCAUCGGCGCGGAUGGCAUUGGAUCCGCCGUUCGUACCAUUCUCGAUAUCCGGCCCGAGAAGCGACCAGCGGAGUCUAGCUGCCUACAUGCAAACGUACUUACUGAAGACGCAAUUGCUGCUGGUUUUACUGACUUCUCUAAAGACAAUGCUCUGCAGUUCUGGGGCGGCCAUGGGGAGGUCUGGGACAAGAUCGUUCUCUCUCCAUGCCGAGGGGGCAAAUUACUAUCUUACUAUUGCUUUUUCCCACGGGAGAAAGGGGACUUCCAGAAUCAUUAUUGGGGAGAGCCUGACCGGUCGGUGGAAGAGCUGCUCGCACCGUACCCUCAACUCAAUGCUCAAGUCCGGGGACAUUUGGCUCUUGGCAAAGAUAUCCAGCCGUGGCGCCUAUGGAUGCAUGAAGCAUACCCAUAUAUUGCGAGAAAUAUGGUUUGUUUGCUGGGUGAUGCAGCUCAUCCAAUGAUGCCUCACCAAAGCCAAGCGGCCUGCAUGGCUAUCGAAGACGCGGCUGCCUUGGGAAUACUUUUCAGCGGAAAUCAUUUCACAGGAGAUGUGUUUGAGUCACUUUCUAUCUAUGAGUCGGUUCGCCUUCCGAGAGCAACCAAGGUUCAGGCGGCAGCGGCGAGAGCCUCAUUAAAUAUCAACGAGCGGAUCGGAUUCUCAAGCAACACUGACAAUCCAAAUUACGUGGUGAAGAGUGAGCAGGGGAAAUUGACGAUUGAAGAGAUGAACGCUUACAAUAUGCACAUGCACAUCGACGAGGUAGUCUCCAGACGCGCUGGAAAAGCACACACUCACAAAUACACCCACGGUUUGCCAAUAGGACUAAAGCUAUCAAACGGAUAUACCGUUGGAGCUGAAGAUUGGUCUUAUGACUAG